This is a messenger RNA of Lytechinus pictus (painted urchin), 3010 nucleotides long. Its product is annotated as magnesium transporter NIPA2-like. Bases 68 to 1261 code for a protein of 397 amino acids. Gene Ontology annotation, biological process: magnesium ion transport. Lineage: Eukaryota; Metazoa; Echinodermata; Echinoidea; Temnopleuroida; Toxopneustidae. The record is from RefSeq and is a predicted model, not a curated record. The transcript is spliced from 5 exons. Gene Ontology annotation, molecular function: magnesium ion transmembrane transporter activity. Gene Ontology annotation, cellular component: membrane.
CACACGUUUUUUUACAGUCUAUAUCUCUCCUUUUGCAAUUCAUGAUGUAGAUAAACUGUGCCAAACUAUGACUGGAGUUGUAUGGUAUGAUCUUCAAAAAGCAAUAUUGAACCAACCGACGCCUAUGACCUCGACCACGCCAUCACCGAACUCGACAAUGGCCUUCGACAACAGGGACAAGAUUUUGGUUUCAAAAGAUUUCUACAUUGGUCUUACCCUUGCAAUCUGUUCUAGUGGGUUCAUAGGAUCGAGCUUCGUCGUCAAGAAGCAAGCUCUGAUCAAGAUAUCAUCAUACGCAGUUAGAGCAGGUGACGGAGGACAUGCAUACCUGAAGGAGUGGCUUUGGUGGGCGGGGUUUUUAUUACUGGGACUCGGAGAACUCUGCAACUUCAUGGCAUAUGCCUUCGCUCCUGCCACACUUGUCACUCCUUUGGGCGCCCUCAGUGUCAUUGUCUCAGCUGUGUUGUCGUCGUACUGUUUGAAUGAGACCCUAAAUCUUUUAGGAAAGAUUGGUUGUUUACUCUGCAUUAUGGGGUCUAUCGUCAUCGUCUUACAUACACCUACGGAUGAGGCUGGUCAUACUCUCAGCUGGCUAGCCAAAAGUUUGCAGUCACCGCCGUUCAUAUCGUACGUAUGUUUGGUAGUUAUCAGCUGUCUUGUCCUCAUAUUCGCCAUCAAUCCUCGCUGGGGACAGUCCAACAUCAUCAUCUACAUCCUUAUCUGUUCCCUAAUUGGUUCCCUCACCGUCAUGGCGUGUAAGGGCGUCGGCAUCGCGAUCAUCCAGUUCUUCGAUGGAACCAACACCCUAGCUUCUCCCUUGACAUGGAUCCUCAUCAUACUCAUGAUCGUUUUCAUUACCAUCCAGAUGCACUAUCUCAACAAAUCUCUCGAUAUCUUCAACACCGCCGUCGUCACUCCUAUCUAUUACGUCUUCUUCACCGCUAGCGUCCUUGUUGCGUCAUCACUCUUCUUCCAAGACUGGCGGAGGAUGACGGCCACCGAUGUCAUUGGUGCCCUCGAUGGUUUCGGUGUCGUUAUUUCAGGGAUUUUUCUCCUACACACCUUCAGGGAUUUAUCGAUGUCGUUGAAAGACUUGCCAUCGACGGGGAAGAAGAUGAUGACGACGACGAGCUCGUGCGCGGCUUCAAUUCAUGAACCACGGUCAGACACUGAUGAUUGUUGUAUUAAUGUAGAGUCUGUCAGUCUGCUUAAUGACUUAAGCAUUCAGAAUGACAUAUUGUCAGACCAGGAGAUGGCGUAACAUGCAGGCGGGUAUCAUAAACAAUAUCAACGAAUUUCAAUAUUUGCCAGUUUAUUUUUAAAGGUCAAGUCCACCCCAGAAAAGUGUUGAUUUGAAUAAAUAGACAAAAAUCAAACUAGCAUAUCGCUGAAAAUUUCAUCAAAAUCGGAUGUAAAAUAAGAAAGUUAUGACAUUUUAAAGUUUCGCUUAUUUUUCACAAAACAGUGAUGUGCAUAUUUCAGUGACAUGCAAAUGAGACGGUCAAUGAUGUCCUUCACUCAUUAUUUCUUUUGUUUUGUUAUUGUUUGAAUUAUACAAUAUUUCAUUUUUUACAUAUUUGACAAUAUGGACCAACUUGACUGAACCAUAUAAUAUUGAACAAUGCUAAUGCUAAUGUACAGGGAGGAAUUAAUCGUUGUUUUACUUGACAAUGAGGAGAAAAUUAGAAUAUUUCAUAUAAUAAAAUACAAAUUGCAUACCAACCAGGAUGUGCAUAUAACUGUUUGGUGAAAUCAAGCAUAACUUUAAAAUGUCAUAACUUUCUUAUUUUUACAUCCGAUUUUUAUGAAAUUUUUAAUGUUAUGCUUGUUGGAUUUUUCUCUUUUUAUUCAAAUCAACUUUUUGUUGGGGUGGACUUGUCCUAUAAAUGAAAUCUUGCAGUUUCGCUGUUUUAUACAAUCUUCCAUAUAAUUAUGCCAGAUAAUUUUAUAAUAUUGGUGACUAUUCUGAAUAUAUAAAUGGAUUAGUCGAAACAUUCUUGAACUCAUUGGAAGAACAUGAAAUAUGCCUACACAGGAAACUUAGAGGAAAGAAAAGAGUCAAGUAACUCUGUAUAUCGGAUAUGGUUCCGUUAUGCAAAAGUGUAGAAAGUAUACUGUAGCAAACUGGAAAAAUUAUCAAUGUGAAAAAGACAUAUGUGCUUUAGGGUUUAGGGUGAAUUCUAUUUUAUAUAAUGUACAUGUACUUUAAAUUUCUGAAUAAGUCUUCAUUUUCUGACACCACGAAUAUAAAUGUCAACAGCUAUAGACAUACGGGUAUGAUAGAUAUUCUUGUGAGCCAGUCAGAUUUGUCUGAUAUUUAUUCAAUUAUUUGACUAUUAUCAUGCAGGUAUGCCUACUCUAAAAUGAAAAUUAGAGUGAUUAUCUCCUGAUUUAAUUGAAUGAUAUGCUAUAUUAUCAUUAUUAUUAUUAUCAUUAUUAUUAUUAUCAUUAUUAUUAUUAUCGUUGUUGUUGUUGUUGUUGUUGUUAUUAUGUUAUUAUAUAAAUCCCUAGUUUAUUCAAUUUUGUAACAGUUACGCAAUGUUUAUCUUUAAAAAGGUCAUAAUUUAUGUUUUUCUCCAGGUCUGUUUUGUUUGUAAAAAUUCGUUGAUUGUGUGUGUGUUUUUUAUUAGUCGGUUCCCUGGUAGCAAGAAAAACCUUAUUAUUUAUUAAAAAAAUAACGAUGGAUGCAUUUCAUGCCUUAUUGAAAUAAAAUCUGAGUUAGUGAAACUGUUUAUUUUAUGCAUAAUAGUUUCCUAGUCACAAUUUUAUUCAGAAUAAUGUAAAAAUAAUUUGAUCUUUCACCUCUUGCAUCAGAAAAACUUUGUAUUGUUUUUGUAAAGUAUUGAUGAAAUAAAGGGUAUGAUGUGUUUAUCAUUAUUAUAUUUACAUUAUCUUAUAUGUUUUGAAAUGUAAUAUCUUCAAGAGUAUAUAUACUAAAAAUACUUUACCUUGAUAUUUUUAAACCUUUGUAAUAGAUUGUGAAAAUAUAAAUGAGGCUGAUAUAACUUGA